Messenger RNA from Musca domestica (house fly), 522 nucleotides. RefSeq lists its product as uncharacterized. The record is from RefSeq and is a predicted model, not a curated record. NCBI's taxonomy places the organism in Eukaryota, Metazoa, Arthropoda, Insecta, Diptera, Muscidae. The transcript is spliced from 3 exons. The coding region runs from base 1 to 522 and encodes 173 amino acids.
AUGUUGAAUGAAGCGGCCAGACAAAAGGCCAGAACUCUAUUAUUUCAAGAUGUUCAAAUAACUUUCAACAAAGAUUACUUGAAGGAUUAUCGCAUAGAACUGACCAAAGAUCGCCAAGGUUUCGAUUGUGAGAUCAUAUUAAUUAAAAAUAUUACCCAGCCUAUGUGGACUAAGAUAACGAUUGAAAUGCGAUUAAAAAAGGACAAUCGUUACAAAUCGAUAUUCAGUUAUGAAUUCAAUGUUUGUGAUUUUCUCGGUUUCACCGGAAGCAGCAGUUCCACGAAUAUGAUCAUUUUGUGGAUACAAAAUAUUCUCAAGUACAGUAAGCUGCCGAAGUCGUGUCCGAUAUUGACGGGCACCUAUGGCUGGGAUCAUUUCAAGGUGGAAAGGAACAGCAUACCCUCAUUUGCCAUGACUGGUAUAUACCGCAUAAAUGUUACAAAUUAUCUGAAAACGAACAGCGGCCGACUACCAAUGAGCGAUACAACAUUAAGGGCGGCCAUUCGAUUCAAAACUUUUUAA